Molecule: messenger RNA, 1197 nt
Organism: Phycomyces blakesleeanus NRRL 1555(-)
Lineage: Eukaryota; Fungi; Mucoromycota; Mucoromycetes; Mucorales; Phycomycetaceae
Exons: 9
Coding region: 1-1197 (398 amino acids)
Source: RefSeq, a predicted model, not a curated record
AUGUCUGAUAAAGCUAUUGAAGCCCUUGAUGCUGCUGCUGAAGAAGCUAUUAUUUAUCAAGCAGAGACACAAGUUCGAUUAUUUAAUGAGGCAAGAAAAAGAAAAAGAUUAAAUAUAGUAUUAUGUGGCAUUUCAAUCAUAUCUCUAAAGUACAGCUUUGAUGUAUUAGAAGAAGAGUCAGAAGAAUUAUGCCCUAACAAAGUUCAGGAACAAGAUAAAGAAGUUGAUGACAGCGAUUACAUUCAUGUUAUUGGCCAUAAAGAAUCGCUUAUGCUCUUAGUAAGAACUUUGGGCUUAAACUAUCACAGAAAGCCCUAUAACACUUUGAAUGCAAUCGAAAAGUAUUAUGCAAUGCUUUGUUUAAAUUCAAUCAUUGAUAUCAAUGAUGAUACAUUUAUAAAGUUUUUGAAACUUGACAGUCAAGCUCAUCAAGCACUGAUAACUCGUUUCAAUUUACGUAAAGUAAUCAUCCCGCAGCCUGGCAAAGAUCUCAAGAAUUUAUACAAAUCUGCUGAAAAGCUGACACCCCAACAGAAAUAUAAAUUUUAUAUCACCCAAUCAUUUGACCUUGAUGGUGAUGAUAGAAAGAGACUAAUUAUAAUAGCCCAUAUAUACAAUUUGUUAAGUCACAAAAAGGACGAUAUUCAGAGAUGGAAGACUAUGUCUGAAUGUUCGCUUAUAAUUAAAAUAUGGUCAAACAUCUUUGAGACACUUUUCGAAGGCUCAAUUGUAAACCUCAUUUGGGGGGAUACGUUGAACAACUCGUUCAAGGUCGAUCUUCGACUUUGCUUGUCUGUAGAAGGAAAAAACUACGAUAUUUCAAAUAUAGAGUUCAAAAAACAAGGCAAGGAACAACGCCUUGUAAAGACAGACGCUUGUUUGAAGGCUAUAUUCACAGAACUGAGACUUGCAGCACCAGGUUGCUAUGUGACAAGCCAUUUUGGAAGAACCAUAAAAGUUCCACUAACCGAUGAUAAAGCCAUAAAAUUCACUGAAGAUAAUUUGGAGCAGCUUCUUUGCUACAAGGAACUUGUUGUCAAAGAAGCAGAAGAAAUGAGGGCUAUAUUGUUGCAAGACACUUCAAACUUUGGCUCGCAGUCCUCAAUUGAAGAACAUGGUUUCAUAAAAGAAACAUAUGUUAUAUCACCAAAAUCCAAAAUCUUUCCAAAGCUUCACGAAGAUUUUUAUAAAUCCUAG